AUUUAACUAUUAUCCAACUUAUAAAGGUCAUGAAAAAAUUUACAUAUGAUCUAAGUGCCAACGUCUAUAUAUUGUCAAAAUAUCAGGUGUUACAAGCUAGCAAAGGCCUAAACGCAUUAUCACAAUAUAUAAAGUUAGUAAAAAGAGAAAAGUAAAAUUUUAUAUAGACAUGCCCGAAGAUAAUUGAGAUGGGCUCAAGGCAAUCCCAACCUAAAAUUAAGGUCUAAAGUGGCUGGGCUAUUCGGAUUUUCUGCCACAGAAAAAAAUUGAUCAACCAAUAUGUAAGAUUAUUUGCAUUUUUGUUAUAAAAAAAGAAAAAUAAUUACACGAGUAAAAUUCGGACUAAAUAAUUUUUCAAAUCACUCAUUUUUCGCGAAAUGAACUUACCUAAAGAGUCCAAUCAUUUUCGGUCCACCGAAUUCGGACCAAGUAGUUUUUUCCUUCUAUAUCUAGGUGUUAUGUGGUUAAUAGUUUUAUGUCAAUGUGAGCCUUCAAAAUUUGAGAUAAUGUCUAUGUGGCAUUGGGCAUCAUCUCAAGAAGAUGUAUAUAUAUGUUGACACAUAACUUUUGCCUAUUUAUUUAGGACUUAAAAUUAGGGAUUACUUUACCAAAAAAAAAAAAUUAGGAUUACUUUCUAAUCCCUAAACAAAAAAAUAUUUUUCAUUGAAUUGCAUUACAUAAUACAUAUAGACAUUAGGAACAUUUGCAUUACUAGUAUUAAUUGUCAGAAUUUUUUAAUUAAUUCAAAUUAUAAAAAAAAGAACGCGGCAGGGCUGGGCCAGGGCCAGACUUAGCCCGGCCCCCCUUUGUUUUCUUCUCUCCUCUUUCCCCCCGCGCCUCCCGUUCUCCCGUUCUCCUUCUCUCCUCCGCCUGGUUUUGGACGAUGCCUCGACGGCAAACGACGUGCGAUGAAUGUCGCACGGUACGACCGGCCUGGGCCAGCUGGCAGCAGCUGGCAACGCUGCUUAAAAGGGGGGAGAGGUUCGACCGAAAGGGGGGUCUCUUAGGCUGAAAAAUCCAGAGAGAGAGAGGGAGUGAUCCGACGAGAGAGCCGCGAGAGAGAGCCGCGAGUGAGAGCGAGGGAAGAGAGUCGGAGGGAGAGACCGCCGGCCACCGCGCCUGAAUCGUGCCCGACUACCUGCCGCCGUGCCCUCCUUUCCCGCGCCGAAGCUCCGGUAAGCCUCGACCCUAUUUUGGCCCUGUUUUCGGGCGUGCUGGGCCGGAGCUCGCGGUCGUCCGGCUCAUGCGAGCUCCGGCCCCGACCAUCCUUUCUCCAGCUACUGUGUGUCUUUUUUUGUUUGUCGAGAGUCCCGUCGAGAAUCCCGGUUGAAGUUGAGCGGGAACCUCACGAUUCGCGAGCGCCAUUCACCCGUUCGACGAAAUGCUCAAGCGAGAUCUAGUUUCAUCCUCCCGUUUUUGGCCGAAAUCGAGUCGUCCGUGCACGCCGUGAUCUAUGGGAAUGUUCCAGUGGUGUUGGGCGACCUUCAGCGUCGGCCGUGUAGUCGUUCGCCCCGUUUCCAUCGUCGCCGUAGUUUGUUCGGUGUUUGGCCGUGGUGUGGCUCUCGGCCGGCGGCGGGGAGGUCGGCCGACGAAUAGCGUUCGGAGUGGACGACGCUGGGUGGUAGCUCCGCGGUGUCCUGAGCGCCGGCGAGGGCUUGUCUAAGUGGCGUCGGUUCGUGUGAGGAGCUUCGGUGAAGAAGAGCGCAAGGGGGAGGCGUGCUUCGGGAAGGAGAGAACAUGGAGAAGAAGAGAAAAUAGAAAAAUAAAAGAAAAAAGAAUUAAAUAAUGAAUUAAAAAAUAUUUAAAAAAUUAGUUUUUAAUUUGAAGCGGGUCAUAUCCCGGUAGGCGGAUUAGGUUAUCGGGUCGGACAGGGUUAUUGCCCAAACCCUUUUCCAGCAUAUAAUAAUAAUAAUAAAUUUUAAUUAAAAAAGUUAGUUUAAAGUAUAUAGUUGCUAUUCAUUUUUAUGUGGGUCCCAUCCACCGUGAGAGAAUCGUUGCUGCCCACCGUCGACUUCAGUCAGCAGUGGAAACAAAGGGAAGAGAGAGAGGCAAGCCCGAAAGAACUCAGAUAAUUUCUCUAUUUUUUAAUUUUUAAUACUAUAAAAAAUCUAAAAUUUACAAAUUUGUGCCAUAUUUAACCUAAAUUAAUUUUCGUGUAACCAGAGUUAUAUUUUUCCAUUGUUCAUAGACUUUUCAUCAACAAGAACCUCAACUUUCUAGGAAAGUUGAAAGCCUCUUUUGCAUUCUCCGUUUACUUUGUUGUUGAAAGACUGUAACUAGGAGAGCAACCCAAUGGCAACGCAACCAAGUGAAGAACAAGGAAAUUGGAAUCAUGCAAAACCAGCAGCAGAUAUUGAAAUUGUUUGUGCAAUCGUUGGAUCAGCUUCUCCCCAAUCUGGAGGUGCUUCAGGAAAUUCCAAAAAGGAAGUGGGUGGAACCUAUUACCGACCAUUGUUGCAAGCUGCAUUUAAGGGCGAUUGGCAAUCUGCUAAAACAUUUUUCAAACAAGAUGAUGCUUCAAAGACCACCAAAAUAACAAGCAGAUCAGAAACAUUGCUUCACAUAGCUGCUUUGAGUGCACAAGACCAAUUUUUGGAGAAGCUGGUUAAGCUCUUGCAUCAAGAAAAGCUUGAAGCGCUUGAAGAGGUUGAUUGCGAUGGCCGCACAGCCCUCCACAAUGCUGUCCUGUGUGGAAGGAUAAGGAUGGUCAAGGCAUUAGUUAAAAGUAAAUUAAAGUUGACGCAAGUCGCAGAUAAUGAAGGACUUGUUCCGUUGGGAAUAUCUGCUGUGGAAGCUUCUAUGCAUAAGGAGAUUGCCUGGUUCCUGGCGGAAAAUACAACAGAUGAGCAAGGUCAUUUCUUCAGCAGUCCCUCUGCGAUCAAGAUCAUUAUAAAUCUCACCAAGGCUGGUCAUCACGAUAUCACCCUUUAUCUAGUGAGGCGGUAUCCUCAAUUAAUUGACAAGGGAAGAAGUAAGCAUGCUAAUCCCCUUGACAUACUGGACGCGUUGGCGAGGAAUGAGUCUCACUUUCGCAGCGGAACCAGGCUGAGUGUUUUUGAAGCAUUGAUAUACAAAUGUAUUCCAGUGGGCUUGAACAACGAACCAACAAAUAAAAAUUCCGAUCCAGGUUUUCUUUGCAAACUGAUUGUAGCACUUCAAUAUCUUACAAUGUUACUUUGGAAGGCCACCAAAAUUAUAGUUCCUACAAUCAAGAGGAUUCACGAGAUGAAGCUGAGACACGUGGCGGCAAUUGAGUUGGCAAAAAAAGUUUGUGAUGUGAUCUCUCAUGGGGAAACUACUGAGAUAACCGAUGUUUUAGAAAAGAAAGACUUGCUACUUCAAGCUACAAUAUCGGGAGUCACUGAAAUUGUGAAGCUGUGUAUUCAAUAUUUUCCAGAGCUUAUUUUGAAUCGGUCUGAUCGUAAGAGGUUGGUGACAGAAGCUGUGAAGUAUCGCCAAGAAAGGACUCUCAGACUCUUUUUGAAGGUAAGCUCAACCAAUAAGUUGUCAUUAGUUUUAGGACCCACAGACGAAGAAUCGAAAAUGAUGCUGAUGGCAGCAGCAGAGAACAGGGCAAGAGAGUACUACCCUAAUUUUGAUGCGGAAACUAACGUAGCCGGAGUAGCGUUUCAAAUGCAAAGAGAAGUCCAAUGGUAUAAGGCUGUGGAAAGCUGGGUUAUCCCUUUUCAGGCAUCUGCCAACCAUCACAAGAAAACACAUUGGAAUGAAUUCCUGGAGAAACACAAAGAGUUGAUUGAGGAAGCAGAGAAGUCGAUGAAGAACACAGCAAAUUCAUGUAUGCUUGUGUCAGCUCUAAUUGCCGCAGUAUUGUUCGCAGCUGCUUUCACCGUGCCCGGAGGAAAUAACGAUAAAAGUGGAGUGCCGUUGUUGUUAGGACAAGAUUCUUUCCGUAUUUUUGCAAUUUCGGAUACGUUAGGUUUGUUCUCCUCCAUGACGGCCAUCUUGAUAUUCCUAGGCAUUUUAACUUCGCACUAUGAAGCACAAGAUUUUCUCUAUUCGUUGCCUACAAAGAUCAUAAUGGGCCUCUCUUUACUCUUCCUUUCCUUGGCUUCCAUGCUGGUGGCCUUCGUUGCAACUCUCACAAUGGUGCUUCAUAAGAGACCGGACUGGGGUCUAAUUCCCGUCGCUUUGAUGGCAUCUAUCCCAGUGGUUUUGUUCGCAGUAUCACAGCUUCCCCUGCCAUUCCAACUGAUGAGAUCCACUUAUGGACCUAGCAUCUUUCAUCCCGAGGACAUAUGGGAUUGAGUCAAAUAUACAAAACAAGAUUAGGGAUUGACGAAUUUGAUUUGAGGGUGUAUGUCUUCAUUAUAGUUGGUUGUUUGUAGUAGAGCCAAUGCAAUAUUGAAUGUAUUUCCUCAAAGUAUAUGACCAAUUACCAUCCAUUAUGUU
Eucalyptus grandis is the source of this 4410-nucleotide messenger RNA. RefSeq lists its product as uncharacterized. NCBI's taxonomy places the organism in Eukaryota, Viridiplantae, Streptophyta, Magnoliopsida, Myrtales, Myrtaceae. Gene Ontology annotation, molecular function: protein binding. The transcript is spliced from 8 exons. The coding region runs from base 2293 to 4266 and encodes 657 amino acids. The record is from RefSeq and is a predicted model, not a curated record.